Messenger RNA from Ambispora leptoticha, 352 nucleotides. NCBI's taxonomy places the organism in Eukaryota, Fungi, Glomeromycota, Glomeromycetes, Archaeosporales, Ambisporaceae. The record is from the annotation of a GenBank genome assembly.
UUCACGAUACAGGCCAAAUGAAAUCAUAGUUUUAAAUGAUGAGGAAAGCGAGGAAACUGAAUAUGAAUUGAAUUUAAAUGAUAACGAUAAUUAUUUGAGCAGUGUUGACAAUAGUAGUGACAUAGAUAUUACGACGAAUAAAGAUAUCGAACUUAAAAUAGUACUCGAAAAGGCUAUAAGUUUUAUAGAAAAGUCAUCUGCUCUUCCUCAGCAAGAGAAAUGGUUAGAUUCAGUUGAAAAAAAUUUUAAUCCUAUAAAAAAAAUGGUUGAGGAUUUAGAAAAAUUCGAAAAUGCCAAAACAGCAAGAAAUACAUGGAAUGGACGAAAUUCAAAUACCUUUUAUUGGCAAUAA